Molecule: messenger RNA, 1428 nt
Organism: Acomys russatus (golden spiny mouse)
Lineage: Eukaryota; Metazoa; Chordata; Mammalia; Rodentia; Muridae
Gene: Ptpa
Product: protein phosphatase 2 phosphatase activator
Exons: 10
Coding region: 184-1155 (323 amino acids)
Biological process (GO): mitotic spindle organization
Cellular component (GO): protein phosphatase type 2A complex; nucleus; cytoplasm
Molecular function (GO): protein tyrosine phosphatase activator activity; peptidyl-prolyl cis-trans isomerase activity
Source: RefSeq, a predicted model, not a curated record
GCUCCCUGAGUGCCCGGCAGCGGCAUGGCUGCCGCCUUCCCAGGAGUAACUCUAACUCUCGGCUUCCGGUCGUAGCCCGCCAGCGCUCAUUGCUCCUCUGGAAGCUUGGUGGAGCCGGGCAAAGGUGCGGGGUGAAAGGUGAGAGAGAACCGCGAACAUCCGCGCCGGCUCCUGACCGAGAAGAUGGCCGAGGGCGAGCGGCAGCCGCCGCCAGAUUCUUCAGAGGAGACCCCUCCAGCUACCCAGAACUUUAUCAUUCCAAAAAAGGAAAUUCACACAGUUCCAGAUAUGGGCAAAUGGAAGCGCUCUCAGGCAUAUGCUGACUACAUUGGCUUUAUCCUUACCCUCAAUGAAGGAGUGAAAGGGAAGAAGCUGACCUUCGACUACAAAGUCUCUGAGGCCAUUGAGAAGCUGGUGGCUCUUCUUGAUACACUGGAUAGGUGGAUUGAUGAAACUCCACCUGUGGACCAGCCUUCCCGAUUUGGGAACAAGGCCUACAGGACCUGGUAUGCUAAACUUGAUCAGGAAGCAGAAAACUUGGUGGCCACAGUGGUCCCCGCCCACCUGGCAGCUGCUGUGCCUGAAGUGGCAGUUUACCUGAAGGAGGCUGUGGGGAACUCCACACGCAUCGACUAUGGCACAGGGCACGAGGCUGCCUUUGCUGCUUUCCUCUGUUGUCUCUGCAAGAUUGGCGUGCUCCGGGUGGACGACCAGGUGGCUAUUGUCUUCAAGGUGUUUGAUAGGUAUCUUGAGGUUAUGCGGAAGUUGCAGAAGACAUACAGGAUGGAGCCUGCAGGCAGCCAGGGCGUGUGGGGUCUGGAUGACUUCCAGUUCCUGCCCUUCAUUUGGGGCAGCUCGCAGCUCAUAGACCACCCCCACCUGGAGCCGAGACACUUCGUGGAUGAGAAGGCGGUGAGUGAGAACCACAAGGACUACAUGUUCCUGCAGUGCAUCCUGUUCAUCACUGAGAUGAAGACUGGCCCCUUUGCAGAGCACUCCAACCAGCUAUGGAACAUCAGCGCUGUCCCCUCCUGGUCUAAAGUAAACCAGGGCCUCAUCCGCAUGUAUAAAGCAGAGUGCCUGGAGAAGUUCCCUGUGAUCCAGCACUUCAAGUUCGGGAGCCUGCUGCCCAUCCAUCCAGUCACAUCAGGCUAGGAGAGGCUGAGCCACCAGAGCCACCCUGGCCAGGUUCCUGUGCCCUGCCUGACCCGGCGCCCCACCCACCCACCUUCUGUUCUUUCUGUUUGAUGAGAGGCUGUUUACUGAGAUGGGUGCUAAGCAGGGCCUGAGUUUGGGGAAUUGACCAAAGUGUGGCCAGUUUUUGACUGUCCGUCUGGUGGACAGGCAAGAAGAGAGUGACUGGGACCUGUCCCCAGGUCCCUGCCCACCCCUGUCCUCCCUGCUUCCUUUUGCUCCUGCCCAGGCCCA